Messenger RNA from Dentiscutata erythropus, 642 nucleotides. The record is from the annotation of a GenBank genome assembly. NCBI's taxonomy places the organism in Eukaryota, Fungi, Glomeromycota, Glomeromycetes, Diversisporales, Gigasporaceae.
AUGUAUGAUAAAAAAUUAAAGAUGUGUGAGCAUAUAACAUACUUUCAAGGCAAAGAUCCCAUAUUAAUUAAACAAACUCAACGAACAGUCAUUGUGACUCCACGUAAUGUAGCUCUUAGCGUAAUAGCUUUGGAUUUAUUUAAACAUACUUGUAAAGAAACAGUAUAUGCUAUUCAAUUUGUUCUUUGUUGUGCAUUAUUCGAUCAAAAAGUUAUAAUUGAUACACCAAUUCCAUUUCGAGGUUGCUCGGCUAUCAAAGAUUGGGAUCCUCGCCUUACUGGUCCUUCGAUUGCACGAAUGCAAAGUUAUAUUAGAGAAGGAGAAACAUAUAGCUUGAGAAGAACUUAUUGUUUGCCUCGUAGUAUUGGAGAGAUUGUACGCCCAUCUGUUCCUUCUACAUCUGAUCCUUCUACAUAUAGACGUCCUCCCUCUGAUCCUUCUACAUCAAAUCAUCGUCAACUUGAGGUACACACAUCUGCAUUCGCAGAAUAUUAUGAAUUAGUUGUACGUGAUGGAGAAUUUGAUGUCGCCACGCAACGUGAAAUUUUGAAACUAUGGAAUAAACUAAGGACUAAUUAUUCUAGUUUCAGACAGUUUUUUGAGACUGAGUUCCUUUGCAGCAGAUUUAAAUCAAUCAAUUGA